Molecule: messenger RNA, 2661 nt
Organism: Cydia fagiglandana
Lineage: Eukaryota; Metazoa; Arthropoda; Insecta; Lepidoptera; Tortricidae
Exons: 1
Coding region: 1-2661 (886 amino acids)
Biological process (GO): DNA integration
Molecular function (GO): nucleic acid binding
Source: RefSeq, a predicted model, not a curated record
AUGUCUCACCAAGAUUCGUAUCCAGCGGCAGCCAACGCAAGUAUCCAUAGUUCCUACAUGGACGAUUUCCUGGAUAGCCUGGACGAUGUGGACGAAGCUGCACAGAUGGCAUCCGAUGUUGUGACUAUUCAUCGUAACGCAUGUUUCGAAAUGUGUGGCUGGAUUUCUAACGAUCAAGGAGCAUUGCGUCUUGUACCGACUGAACUGCGCGCCGCCCAACCUAGUGAGAUGUCACUUGGUAGUGAGUCAAGUAGCGUCAGAGCCUUAGGUGUUUCAUGGGAUCCUAUAUCAGACACUAUCGGAUUUAGGACCGGUUUAGAAGGUCUCAUACUACAGGGCAGUUUUAAUAAACGCAAAGUGUUGUCCCACCUCAUGAAAGUAUACGACCCACUAGGUUUGUUGGGCCCAAUAGUGGUCAAAGGGCGUAUACUACUUCAGGAGGCGUGGAGAUCCAAUAUUGACUGGGACACACCAUUUCCACCAUCACAGAUUUUAAAGUGGAACGAGUGGUUUAAGGAACUGUCUGACGUAUCUACAAUUAGGAUCCCACGAUGGUACGCCAAGCUCAAUGGAGAACCUCUACACAGGGAGCUACACAUUUUCGCGGACGCGAGCGAGCUUGCCUUUGCCACCGUCGCUUAUUGGCGCUUAUUGUAUACAGAUGGUACAGUCAAGCUCGCACUCAUCACCAGUAAGACGAGAGUCUCACCUUUGAAGCCCACUUCAAUUCCUCGUCUAGAAUUGCAGGGCGCUUUGAUAGCUUCUCGCCUUGCUGUCACUAUUAAAGAGUUUCAUAAGAAAAAACCUUUACGAACUUUCUUGUGGACAGAUUCAAGAACUGUCCUCGGUUGGCUCAGAAGUGACGCACGAACGUUCAAACCCUUUGUGGCCCAUCGCGUAGGAGAAAUUACAGAAAAUACGCGCGUGCAAGAUUGGAAAUGGGUCCCAACUGAUUUGAACGUUGCGGACGAUGCCACUAGGAUUAAGCCGCUUCAUCUUAAUCCAAACCACCGAUGGUUUACAGGUCCCUCGUUCCUCCUCGAUCCUCCGGAGAAUUGGCCUGUUGAACCAGCUGGUCAGCCUAUAGUCCAGGAAGAGCGGAAGCAGACUUCUGGACUUGUGGUUGGUCAUCUGACAAUUACCGCGGAUUUCAGUCGUUUUAGUGACUGGCUACGAUUACUUCGUGCUACUGCUCGCGUUUUGCAAGCUGCGUCUAAAUUUCGCUCGGCUUUAGAUCGCGUAGGUCGCGUUGCUCCUAGCACCGAUGUUAGGCUUCGUCAACGUACGAAUACACCUACGUCCACCACUCUAAUCCCCCUGACAGCGGAACUUAUGGAAGCCGCAGAAAGGCACGUCCUGAAGAAAGUACAGUCUGAAUCAUUUAGUGACGAAAUCCCAACAAUAGAACGUGGAGAAUUGAUACCAAAGAGUAGUCGCCUGGCGAAGCUUUCUCCCAGAAUGGGGCCAGACAACUUGUUGCACCUAGCUGGCAGAAUCGUUGCCGUACAAGACGUCGGUUCCGAGAUCAAGUUUCCAAUCAUUCUAGAUGGACGACACCCAGUAGUUCGCUUAUUGGUGAAUUUCUACCAUCGCAAGGCUGGACAUGCAAACAAUGAAAUGGUGGUCAAUGAGGUUCGACAAAAAUAUUGGCUUCUUCAUCUGCGCAGUACUGUUCGAAGCGUCACCAGCAAAUGUUUGUUCUGUCGCAUCAAAAGAGCAAAGCCAAUGAAUCCGAUGACCGGUAACCUUCCUCCUCAGCGGCUUGCCCACCACCGCCGCCCAUUCACGUACACUGGCUUGGAUUAUUUCGGCCCGAUAAUUACCAAGAUCGGUCGAAGACAAGAGAAACGUUAUGUGGCAGACCUGUACACCUGCAUGACAUCCAGAGCCGUUCACCUGGAGCUUGUACAUUCCCUUUCUGCUGACGCCGCAAUAAUGAGCCUGCGACGGUUUAUUGCUAGAAGAGGAACUCCCAAUACUGUAUAUUCUGACAACGGUACAUGUUUUAUCGGUGCAGACCGAAUUUUACGAGAAUUUUAUCAGCACGAGGUCUACGAUUUUGCUGCCAAUAGAGGAAUAAAAUGGAGCUUUAUUCCUGCCGCUGCUCCUUUUUUCGGCGGAUGCUGGGAGAGACUGAUUCGCACCAUCAAAGUCGCGCUGAACGCCACAUUACGUGAAAGAGAACCUAAUCCCGAAGUCCUAGUAACUCUCCUUCUAGAAGCUGAGGCAAUUGUAAAUUCUCGACCUCUGACCCAUGUCCCUGUUGGCCCUGAAGACCAGGAAACCCUAACGCCCUUCCACUUUCUAAUUGGCUCAUCUUCUAACCAGGUUCUGCCUGCAACCCUUGACGACCGAGACCUUUUAAGACGUGCUGACUGGAGGAAGGCGUUGAGAUUGGCCGACCACUUUUGGAACCGAUGGGUAAAAGAAAUUCUGCCAACCAUGCAACCUCGCCAGAUAGCGGAGAACAGAGAGCACGACUUGACUGUUGGCGACUUAGUCAUCAUUGUAGACCAGAACCUACCCCGAGGAACCUGGCCACGCGGCCGCGUCGUUGCUACAUUCCCUGGCAGAGACGGAGUGGUCAGGGUGGUGGACGUAGCCACAUCAGGUGGAAUUCUUCGUCGACCUUCUAAAAAAUUGGUCAGAUUAGAGGCAUAA